Molecule: messenger RNA, 441 nt
Organism: Boleophthalmus pectinirostris (great blue-spotted mudskipper)
Lineage: Eukaryota; Metazoa; Chordata; Actinopteri; Gobiiformes; Gobiidae
Product: forkhead box protein K2-like
Exons: 4
Coding region: 1-441 (146 amino acids)
Biological process (GO): regulation of transcription by RNA polymerase II
Molecular function (GO): RNA polymerase II cis-regulatory region sequence-specific DNA binding; DNA-binding transcription factor activity, RNA polymerase II-specific
Source: RefSeq, a predicted model, not a curated record
AUGCUGUGCACGUUCCGGUUCCCCAGCACAAACAUAAAGAUCUCGUUCACGGCCUUGUCCAGUGGCAGGAAAGUGAAACGUGAAGCUCCAGAAUCUCCAGUUAAAGCGGUUCAGCCUCAGAUCUCUCCUUUAACCAUCAGCAUCCCAGAAAACAUCGCCCACCUCAUGAGCCCCCUGCCCUCCCCCACAGGGACCAUCAGUGCUGCUAACUCGUGCCCCUCCAGUCCACGGGGGGCAGGCUCCUCUGGGUACAGACUGGGCAGUCGAAUGGUGAGCUCAGCAGAACUUCAGCUCAUAAACGAUAACUCGCAACCAGAGCACGAGAAGGACAACUCCGGAGGGGACAGUCCCAAGUUACAAAAAAAUCUGCACCAUCCAGCAGUAAACCCCAACAAACAGCACAUUCAUACACAGACAGGGGUCAAGUGUCUUGCCCAAUGA